Pelmatolapia mariae (spotted tilapia) is the source of this 1519-nucleotide messenger RNA. RefSeq names its product myc target 1a (gene myct1a). Gene Ontology annotation, cellular component: nucleoplasm. Lineage: Eukaryota; Metazoa; Chordata; Actinopteri; Cichliformes; Cichlidae. The record is from RefSeq and is a predicted model, not a curated record. The transcript has 2 exons. Bases 282 to 881 code for a protein of 199 amino acids.
CAUAAACAAGCUGACUGUCAGAGUUAGCUGCCAGCCCUGUGAGCGUCUGGGCUGAGUCUCCUUUUGAGGGAGUCGGACGUUACUGACAGGGAAAGUGAGCAAAGGAGAAGAGGGAGAAAGUAGGGGGAACAGGAAAAGAGACGGGACAGAAAGACAGGAAAAUCCAUCAAAAAAAAAAGGACAGGAAAGAACUGACAGGAGAAGGGAGAAGACGAGAGGAACAGACAGACUGAACUGAGCUUCAGUCUCUCUUCCUCUCCUUUGACAAAGCAGUUAAAGUCAUGGCUGCGAACAACACAAAUUUCCUUCUGGAAAUGCUUCAGCCUGCCGACGUUGACCACCUGAUUAUAGCUUUCUGUGCUUCUGUGGCAGUGGGCCUUCUCUUGGGCGCCCUAGUUUAUGUGAUGCUUACUUGGUUUUCCCGACACAAAGCAGGCUCUGCCAGCAUCACCCGCCGCCCGCAUCGCCACUCGCACACUUCUUCCCGCCAUCGUCCAGGCUUUAACCGCAGCAGCAGCUAUGACCGGCGAAGCAACAACAGCUUAGUGACAGCUGCUUUCACCUUUCACCGCCAGACUUCCUCUCCAGAUCACCUUGACGCAAUGGCGCAUAAAUCCAGCUUCAGGGGCUCCACCUUCCACCCGCUCAUCCAGUGCAGCCAAAUUGCAAGAGAGGCAGAGGAGGGGAGCCAAACCACACUGCCACGUACACCACCUCUGACUACAUCAACUGGAUCAGCUCAAAGCGUAGCCCAGCCAGCUGCCACCCCACCAAGACCAGAGUCAUUUUGGGGGAACAGUGUGAGAGGUCUUCAUGCUACGCAGACCCCACCUCCAGCUUAUGAGAGCAUAAUCAGAGCUUAUCAGGAAACCCGAACCUGAGAGGAGUGAAAGCACCACUGGCUGAUACUAAUUGGGAGAUGAACGGAUUUCCAAACUGGACUAAAUCUAUAAUGAUUUUUAUGAUCAGGUGGAGCUGGAGUGGAGAAAACAAAGAGGCCAAGCUCAGCUAAGUGCCCUGCUUAACACAAUAACUUCCUGAAAUUACAUAAUUUUUAGGUCAUCUGCUAUAUAUUUAUAAACAUAUUUGCCUUUCAUCAUUAGAUACUUUUAUAAAAAAAAAUUGUAAAAAGUCAUUUGAAUGGUGUUGCAUCCUGUCAAUGGUGAUUAUUUAUAAUGUAAGGCAAGACAUAUGCUUUCUCCGUGCAGGUCGUAUAAUAACUAUGCAAGAAAAGAUGUAAUGAUUGUACACGUGAAGCUUAAAAGAUAAAUAAAAAGUGUGUGUAAGCCUGUAGUUAAUAAAGUGCAUUAGACUAUUUGAUGUUUUAUCAAAUUCAUGUUGAAAACUUGGUCACAUAUUCAAGAUGAUUUUGUUUAUGUGUUUGCAUGAACAGCACUUGCGAAUGUGACAUGUGAGAAUAUGUGGGCAUUAGGUAUAAGAAUUUUUGUUCUGUAUGUUUUGAAUGUAUUUUAGUGGACUCUGCUCUUAAGUUAAUGCAAUAAAGCAAGACUCAAAAAGG